This is a messenger RNA of Staurois parvus, 1631 nucleotides long. NCBI's taxonomy places the organism in Eukaryota, Metazoa, Chordata, Amphibia, Anura, Ranidae. The record is from the annotation of a GenBank genome assembly.
CAGAGUUGAAGAAAGCUAGUAAGCGUAUGACAUGUCACAAACGUUAUAAGAUCCAGAAAAAGGUCAGAGAACACAAACGGAAAGUAAGGAAAGAAUCCAAGAAAGCUGGCCGCAAAAAGCUGAAGAGAGACAUCAGCAUUCCCAAUGAUGCCCCCUUCAAGGAAGACAUUUUGCGUGAAGCAGAGCUCAGAAAGCAGAUGAGAGAGGAUUUGAAGAAGGCCCGGAAACUUGAAAGACAGAAGGAAGUGGCAAAGAAAAGGAAAUUGGAAGACAAAAAAGAAAAAAAUGAAGCAAAACCAAAGGACAUUCAAAAGGCUGCAAAACCAAAAAAGCCAGUGGCUAGAAAUUCUGUUAAAUCUUUUUGCAUAGAGGUGAAGAAGGUGAUUGAGGCAUCUGAUGUUGUCCUGGAAGUGUUGGAUGCUAGAGAUCCUCUGGGUAGCCGGUGUCUGCAAGCAGAGCAAUUGGUUCUUCAGUCUCCAAACAAGAAAUUGCUGCUUGUCCUCAAUAAAAUUGAUCUCGUUCCCAAAGACAAUAUUGAGAAGUGGCUAAAUUUUCUGACCAAGGAAAUUCCAACAGUCGCCUUCAAAUGUUCUACACAAGUGCGAGAAAAAAACUUGCCAAGUAAUGGUCCAAAGGCAGCGUCCGGCAUUGAUGUUUCCAAAGGGACUGUAUGCCAUGGAGGAGAUUCGUUACUGCAAAUCCUACAUCGCUUCCGUCGAUCACCUAAUGAAGGCAUUAAAGUUGGUUUAAUAGGAUUUUCAAAUGUUGGAAAGAGCAGCAUAAUUAACAGCCUGAAGCAGUUCAGAGUGUGUAAUGUUGGUGCGUUGAAAGGCACUACAAGGAUCAUUCAAGAUGUAAAUGUUGACCAAGUACUUAAAGUGACUGACAGUCCCAGUUUUGUGGUGUCUUCUGAUAAUCCACCUGCCACUCUAGCAAUGAGAAAUGUGUUUCCAAAGGAAGAUGAUGACCUUUUGGAGAAUGUUAGGGUGAUUAUAAAACAUUGUGACAAACAGCAGACCAUGUUGCAAUAUAAUGUUUCAGACUUCAGGAAUUCCCUGGAGUUUUUAGACCUACUUGCCCGCAGGAGAGGCCUACUGAUGAAGGGUGGAGUAACUAAUGUGCAAGGAGCAGCCAGAUUGUUCCUGGAUGACUGGAUGGGAGCCAGGCUUAGUUAUCAUACUCAGCCACCUUCUUCGUCUAGCUGCCACAUCAGCAAUGAGCAGAUGGCUACAAUGAGAAAAGGGGUUAGCCUAAAAGCUCUGGAUGAACACAAUAAGAGCAUUAUUAAAGCCUUGAGGUGCCCAAGUCCUGCCAGCAGUAUUGCGUUUCACUUCUCCCAUAUGACCAACGGUAUACUAGAUGAUACUGAAAUAGAGGAACAAAACCCAGAGCCUGAAGAACAGGAAAGUGAUGAUGAGGAGGAAGAGGAAGACGACAAAGAUGCUGAUGAGGAGGAGGAGGAACAGAUGGAGGACGAGAGUGGUGAAGAGAAAAAACCAGAAAGGGUUUCUUUGACAUCUUCAACUAAACAAACAGAUUCUGUAAAGGAAAGUGCUGUUAAGUCGGUCCGUUUUGAUAAACUGGAAGAAGAUCCUGAUGAUACGUAUGACUUCAAUACUGAUUUCAACUGA